Messenger RNA from Phycodurus eques (leafy seadragon), 6115 nucleotides. RefSeq names its product eph receptor B2b (gene ephb2b). Gene Ontology annotation, molecular function: transmembrane-ephrin receptor activity; ATP binding; protein binding. Bases 101 to 3070 code for a protein of 989 amino acids. The transcript is spliced from 16 exons. Gene Ontology annotation, biological process: central nervous system projection neuron axonogenesis; axon guidance; protein phosphorylation. Lineage: Eukaryota; Metazoa; Chordata; Actinopteri; Syngnathiformes; Syngnathidae. Gene Ontology annotation, cellular component: plasma membrane; neuron projection. The record is from RefSeq and is a predicted model, not a curated record.
GUGAAGGACCGCCUGUCCCCGCUCCGCGUCGGCCGCUCUCAAUGGCUUUCUGGACCUAUUUUAUUUGAAUGCCCGGGGCCGUUUUUGAGUGACCGCGACCAUGGAUAUUCUAUGGAUAUUAUGGACCAUGCCGGUCGUAAUGGCUGUUGAAGAGACGCUCAUGGACUCCACCACAGCCACAGCCGAGCUCGGCUGGACCGUCUAUCCGGUGUCGGGAUCCAGCGACAACAGCUGGGAGGAGGUGAGCGGUUACGACGAAAACAUGAAUACCAUUCGGACCUACCAGGUGUGCAACGUUUUUGACAACAACCAGAACAACUGGGUGCGCACUAAGUACAUCCGGCGGCGCGGCGCGCAGAGGAUUCACGUGGAGAUGAAGUUCUCCGUUAGGGACUGCAGCAGCAUCCCCAAUGUUCCCGGCUCCUGCAAAGAGACGUUCAACCUCUACUAUUACGAGUCGGACGCUGACACGGCCACCAGGACCUCGCCGGCCUGGAUGGAGAACCCCUGGGUCAAGGUGGACACCAUAGCGGCCGACGAGAGCUUCUCCCAGGUGGACCUCGGCGGCAGGGUGAUGAAAAUCAACACCGAGGUCCGCAGCUUCGGCCCCGUGUCGAGAAACGGCUUCUACCUGGCCUUCCAGGACUACGGUGGCUGCAUGUCCCUCAUUGCCGUCCGUGUCUUCUACCGGAAGUGCGCUCGCAUCAUCACCAACGGGGCGCUGUUCCAGGAAACCCUCUCCGGGGCUGAGAGCACCUCGCUGGUGGCGGCCCGAGGGGUCUGCAUCCCCAACGCGGAGGAGGUGGACGUGCCGAUUAAGCUGUACUGCAACGGUGAUGGAGAAUGGAUGGUACCCAUUGGACGAUGCAUGUGCAAGGCUGGCAACGAGGCGGUGCAGAACGGGACGGUGUGUCGAGCGUGCCCGUCGGGAUUCUUCAAGCCGACCCAGGGCGACGAGUCGUGCAAGCAGUGUCCCAUUAACAGCCGCACCACCAGCGAAGGCGCCAUCAACUGCGUCUGCCGCAACGGCUACUACCGCACUGACUCAGAUCCCUUACAGAUGCCCUGCACCACGGUCCCCUCGGCCCCGCAAAACGUCAUCUCCAUUGUCAACGAGACCUCGGUCAUGCUGGAGUGGAUGAGCCCUCGGGAUUCGGGCAGCCGCGAAGACGUCGUCUUCAACAUCAUCUGCAAGAGCUGCGGCGGCGGCCGAGGCGGCUGCACGCGCUGCGGCGACAACGUUCAGUUCCUGCCCCGCCAGCUUGGUCUGACAGAGCCGCGGGUGUACAUCAACGACCUGCUGGCCCACACACAGUACACGUUCGAGGUGCAGGCGGUCAACGGCGUGUCAGACCAGAGUCCCUACUCGCCCCAGUACUCCUCAGUCAACAUCACCACCAACCAGGCUGCGCCGUCCACCGUGUCCAUCAUGCACCAAGUGAGCCGCAGCGUGGACAGCAUCACUCUGUCCUGGUCUCAGCCCGACCAGCCAAAUGGAGUCAUCCUGGACUAUGAGCUGCAGUACUACGAAAAGGACCAGUCGGAGUACAACGCCACCAUCGUCCGGAGCCAGACCAACACGGCGGUCAUCCGGGGCCUCAGACCGGGGAGCAUCUACGUCUUCCAGGUCCGAGCGCGCACCGUCGCCGGCUUUGGACGCUACAGCGGCAAACUCUACUUCCAGACCAUGACGGAAGCCGAAUACAACACGAGCAUUCGCGAGAAGCUGCCCCUCAUCAUCGGCUCGGCGGCCGCCGGCCUGGUCUUCCUCAUCGCCGUGGUUGUCAUCAUCAUCGUCUGCAAUCGAAGGCGUGGCUUCGACAGGGCCGAUUCCGAGUACACGGACAAGCUGCAGCACUACACCAGCGGCCACAUGACUCCAGGAAUGAAGAUCUAUAUUGAUCCGUUCACAUAUGAGGACCCCAACGAGGCCGUGAGGGAGUUCGCCAAGGAGAUUGAUAUAUCCUGCGUGAAGAUCGAGCAGGUCAUCGGUGCAGGAGAGUUCGGCGAGGUGUGCAGCGGAAACCUGAAGCUGCCCGGCAAGCGAGAGAUGUUCGUAGCCAUCAAAACGCUGAAGACGGGCUACACGGAGAAGCAGCGGCGGGACUUCCUCAGUGAGGCCAGCAUCAUGGGGCAGUUCGACCAUCCCAACGUCAUCCGCCUGGAGGGCGUGGUCACCAAGAGCAGUCCCGUCAUGAUCGUCACAGAGUUCAUGGAGAACGGAUCUCUGGACUCCUUCCUCAGGCAAAACGACGGCCAGUUCACCGUAAUCCAGCUAGUGGGAAUGCUGCGGGGCAUCGCCUCGGGCAUGAAGUACCUGGCUGACAUGAAUUAUGUGCACCGUGACCUGGCUGCCCGCAACAUCCUCGUCAACAGCAACUUGGUGUGCAAGGUGUCUGACUUUGGCCUCUCACGCUUCCUGGAAGAUGACACAUCAGACCCCACCUACACCAGUGCCCUGGGUGGGAAGAUCCCAAUCCGGUGGACAGCGCCCGAAGCCAUCCAGUACAGGAAGUUCACCUCAGCCAGCGAUGUGUGGAGCUACGGGAUCGUCAUGUGGGAAGUCAUGUCGUACGGGGAGAGGCCCUACUGGGACAUGACCAAUCAAGACGUCAUCAACGCUAUUGAGCAGGACUACCGGCUGCCGCCCCCCAUGGACUGUCCUAGCGCGCUGCACCAGCUCAUGCUGGAUUGCUGGCAGAAGGACCGCAACAACCGGCCUAAAUUCAGUCAAAUCGUCAACAAUCUGGACAAGAUGAUCCGCAAUCCCAACACCUUGAAGGCCAUGACCCCGUUAUCCUCAGGUGUGCAUCUGCCUCUGCUGGACCGCAGCAUCCCGGACUUCUCCAGCUUCAGCACGGUGGACGAGUGGCUGGACGCCAUCAAGAUGGGCCAAUACAAGGACAACUUUGCCAACUCUGACUUCACCACUUUCGACGUGGUUUCCCAGAUGACGAUGGAUGACAUCCUACGGGUGGGCGUGACGUUAGCGGGCCAUCAGAAGAAGAUACUCAACAGCGUCCAGAUGAUGCGGGCCCAGAUGAACCAGAUCCAGUCAGUGGAGGUCUGACGUUACACCGAGCAGAGUGACGGUCCGGGGAGGGCCAGCCGGGGGUCUCUGGGGGGCCCUCCCCCCACACCGCCCCCGGCGGGCGCCGAGGACGGAGUGGAUGCUUGUUGGUGUGACCCCACCUCUUCCUCGACACUUUCCCUUCCCUCACCCAACUCUCCGUUACUCCCACCUCACCAUCCAUCCAAAGUUCUGGAAUUCAGAACCACGGGACCCCCAAAACGAGUGACCAGCAACACUUACUUCUAUUCUUCUUCCACCGCUUUUCAUUGAUGCUUUUGGUUUGUUCUCAUAAUUUUGUAAAGAAUUUUGUAAGGAAAAAAAAAGUUGAAAAAAAGUUGAACAAGGAAAGGAGUUUAUCGACAUUUAAAGACAUUAUAAGGUUGUACACUAGAUGAGUAGGAGAGCUACCCUUUAAAAGGGCGAGAAACAAAAAAAAGAAACCAACGAUCCUGUCAAUCCCGGAAGACGGGCUGAGGACGUAGGAACCAUUAAAUGGACCUUUUGGCACAGACUGACUGCAGGAAAAUCUCAAGAAAGGAAAAAAAAAAAAAAAAAACAUCCUUAAUUUUUUCAGUAUGGUGUGAAAUGUUGUGUUGAAGAUUCCCAGCAUAGACAACAUUAUUUUUACCUCGCUCUUUAGUGGACAUAUCAAGGACCACUUCACAGGGCUGACUCACUUGACCAACCCCGCCCACCCAACCACCCUCUACCCCUCCUUCCCGCGUCGCAAAGCAUGCUGGGUAAACUGACUCAUAUGCGUAGCGGCCCGCUAUGCUCCAUCCAUCCAUCCUCUUUCUUCUUCCACUCACUACACACACACACACACACACACACACAAAUAGACUUUACAAUCAGGUGGAUGCAACGUGUUCUAUUUCUGCAAUUUGCAAUUUGUGUAUGCAUAUUAUUGAAUUGUUCUGAUUUUAUUUUGGGGUUUUGUUCUGCAAAGAGUUGAGAGAGAGAAAAAAAAACGCUUGGGAUCUUCCAUCGGUGCUUUGAGUUUGAUGAAGAAAAGCUGCACAAUCAUGUAGAUAAACAACAUCCCCUCAACCCCUUGGAGAAGAUAUACUUUGCUUCAAUGUUUUGAGCUGUCAAUCUUUGUCAGUGUUGACGUCGUAGCGGGGGAAAACAUGGCGUCCGAAAACGCCGCCUGCCUCUUCCCAGGUGAACAGGGUCUGGAGUGUGAAGGUCCAGCUGGGAUCAAUCUCUCACGUGCUGUCUGGUUCUUCCCCCACCACCCUCUUCCACACAUCACUGACCCCCCCCCCACUCCUACGCCUUGGAACCUCUUAAACAGGGUACACGCAUACCGAUUUUUCACAUCUGAACUGAUUUUGAAAAUGUGCGAGACCCACACAUGAUGUGGAAAAAUUUGGCAAGUGUGUGCUCACUGUUUUUAUAGUGUGUGUUGUACUCCACAACAGCAACACAGGACACCUCACACAUAAGAAUAUCUCCACCGACAGUAGCGGUUCUCUAUGUCUGUUGUAGUACCAAGACUGACCUGUGAGAGGCAGUACGGUGCCACAGGGCAUCCCGAUAGAUGGAAGAUACGAAGGAGAUGAAAGAGUAGUAGAAAUGUGGCUUCCUAAUUGACUAUUGUUCUGUUUCACUUCACAAUCAUGGAGUCUGUGGAUCAUCUAACCUUGGCAUGAUCACACCCAUAAGAAUUUGCAGUCAUAAAUAUUGAACAGGUUUGACAUUUACGAUAGAAUCAGCGCCAAAUUGAACACCUUAAUAUACAGGGUGAUUGAAAAGUAACUCCCUAUUUUAAAAUACUUAUAAUUUAGUCAUAUGCUGUAAUAUUUUUCUCAAAUGUUUUGUGUAUGUUCCAUGAUUACUGGUUGUUCUAUCAAACCAAUGACUUUGGAAGAACUUGAAGGGUGAAUACUAGAAGUUAUGUCUUCCAUCCCACAAAGUUCUUUGUGAAAUCAGUUAAUGCGGUUCCCAGGCAGUUUGAGAAACCGGUGGCUAAUGCUGGCACCCAUAUCGAAUUUUAAAUAAAACUCCACGCAAUACACUUUCUUCUCAUAUUCAUUUCUUGUAAGAAUUAUAGUUCAGAAAUAAAUUACAAGUACUUAAAAUAGGGAGUUACUUUUCAAUCAUCUGGUAUAUUAACAUCCUGUGUAGCUGGAUUUUGCCUUUUCAUGCAUUAUUCACUUAAAAUGCGUUCAUAUAAAACAUACUGAAAAUAAUGGGGACCUAGGAAGGAGCUUUGGGGUACUCCCAGUUUUGGUGUAGAUAAAGGUGUGAAUCAAAUAAUAUUUUUAAAUUUCAACAUGUAUUGUUUGAAAUGUAAAACACAAUGAAAAUGUAAGGCGGGACGGUGGACGACUGGUUAGCACAUCUGCCUCACAGUUCUGAAGACCAGGGUUCAAAUCCCCGCCCCGUCUGUAUGGAGUUUGCAUGUUCUCCCCGUGCCUGUGUGGGUUUUCUCCGGGCAAUCCGGUAACCUCCCACAUCCCAAAAACACGCUUGGUAGGUUGAUUGGAAACUCUAAAUUGCCCUUAGGUGUGAAUGGUUGUUUGUUUCUAUGUGCCCUGCAGUUGGCUGGCGACCGGUUCAGGGUGUACCCCGCCUCUCGCCCGAAGAUAGCUGGGAUAGGCUCCAGCACGCCCCCGCGACACUUGUGAGGAUAAGCGGUGCAGACAAUGGAUGGAUGGAUAGAUGAAAAUGUAUCUGAUUUGUGGGAAUCCUCAUAAUAAUUCAACAUUUACGAUGGUCGGCAGAAGCAUCAAGGAUCAGGGAGAAAAAAAUCACUAACACACCACAGGAUAAUGGCUCAGGAUCUUUUUUUUUUUUUUUUUUUUUUUUUAAGAUAUCGGGCCCCUGCUUACUUUGAUUGAAAGGGGGGGGGGUGCUCAAAUUCAGGCAGAUUAUCUGUAUGUGGGUACCACACUUUAGUUGUCUUUGGAACAACGCAGCCAUUUUCAUUUACCAACUAUUUUUACAGGCCAGUGGAUCCUGGUCGCAUUUCAUCUGAAGAAUUAAGUAUUACCGCAUUGAGUAUUUAUCUUUUAUGAUUUAAAGAGAGAGAGCGAG